This is a messenger RNA of Penicillium brevicompactum, 2319 nucleotides long. Its product is annotated as threonine--tRNA ligase THS1. Gene Ontology annotation, molecular function: threonine-tRNA ligase activity; ATP binding. The record is from RefSeq and is a predicted model, not a curated record. The coding region runs from base 1 to 2319 and encodes 772 amino acids. Gene Ontology annotation, cellular component: cytoplasm. Gene Ontology annotation, biological process: threonyl-tRNA aminoacylation. The transcript has 9 exons. Lineage: Eukaryota; Fungi; Ascomycota; Eurotiomycetes; Eurotiales; Aspergillaceae.
AUGGCAUCCGAAGCCCCCAAGGACCUCCCCGCGCGUCCUGCCGCCGAAGCGCAGGCCAACAACGCUUCUGAAGCCCCUGCUGCCCCGCCGAAAGAUGCGAACGCGAAAUCCAAGCAGGCCCCGAGCCCCGAUGUUCUCCCAGAGGUCAUGAUCGAGCGUAACAACCUGUUCGAGGAACUCUGGCAACAGUCCCUCGAGGAUAUCAAGAACCGCCCUCACCCCGAGAUCAACGUCAAACUCGAUAUUGGCGAUGGCAAUGUCCCGCAUUCGGUUCCCGCCAAAGCCUUCGAGACCACCCCUGGCUCGUUCUUGCGCGAUGUUCCCAAGGAUCUGAGCGCCAACAUCGUUAUUGCCAAGGUUGAUGGAGAGUUGUGGGAUCUCAAUCGGGCACUGGAGAAGGACUGCGAGGUCGCCCUGCUGCCUUUCAGCAACCCCGAGGCCCGUGAGGUCUUCUGGCACUCCAGUGCUCACUGCUUGGGAGAAGCAUGCGAGUGUGAAUAUGGAUGUCUUCUCUCUCACGGUCCCCCUACUGCUCAGGGUUUCUUCUACGAUAUGGCAAUGCCUGAUGGACGUGUCGUUCGUGAGACUGACUGGAAGGCGCUUGACACCAAGGCCUCGCGCAUCUUCAAGGAGAAGCAAAGCUUCGACCGAUUGGAGGUUUCCAAGGAGAACCUCAAGAAGAUGUUCGCCUACAGCAAGUACAAGCUUCACUACAUUGACAAGCUUGUGACUGGAGAGAGCAGCACUGUCUACCGCUGCGGUACCUUGGUCGAUCUGUGCCGAGGCCCCCACAUCCAGAACACCGGAAAGAUAAAGACAUUUAAGAUCAUGCAGAACUCCUCUGCCUAUUUCCUCGGUGAUCAAAGCAACGAUUCUUUGCAGCGUAUCCGUGGUGUUGCUUUCCCUGACAAGAAGCUUAUGGCCGAGCACCUCAAGUUCCUGGAAGAGGCUGAGAAGCGUAACCACUUGAAAAUCGGAAAAGAACAAGAACUUUUCUUCUUCGAUGAGUUGUCUCCAGGGGCGCCCUUCCUGCUUCCCAACGGAACCAAGAUCUUCAACCAAAUCCAGAAACUCCUGCGCACUGAGUAUCGCAAGCGUGGCUACCAAGAGGUCCAGACCCCCAACAUGUACGAUGUCAACCUUUGGAAAACCUCUGGCCACUGGCAGCAUUACAAGGAAGACAUGUUCUCACUUGCGAAUAGCUCUGGCGGCUGCUGUGGCCAUACUAAUGAGCCCGCCACCGAACAGGCUGCCACCGACAAGGCUGCCACCGAUAAAGCCGACAAGGGUGAAAGAACUUACGCCUUGAAGCCCAUGAACUGUCCUGGACACUUCCUUCUCUUCGGCCACCGUGAGCGUAGUUACCGUGAACUUCCCAUGCGUAUCGCCGAUUUUGGUGUUCUCCAUCGCAACGAAGCUUCCGGGGCACUUAGUGGCCUCACACGCGUCCGUCGCUUCCAACAAGACGACUCGCAUCUCAUCCUGCGUCCUUCGCAGAUUAUGUCGGAGGUGGAGGGGUUGUUCGACUUCUUGGGGGCGAUUUACGGGUUGUUUGGCUUCAGCUUCAAGUUAAAGUUGUCCACUCGCCCCGAGAAAUACAUGGGUUCGAUUGAAACGUGGGACCAGGCCGAGGAGCAGCUCAAGCAGGCUCUCACAAAGUUCUGUGGCAACGAUUGGAUUUUGAAUCCCGGCGAUGGUGCCUUCUAUGGUCCCAAGAUUGAUAUCACGAUUGAGGAUGCUCUGAAGCGUGAGUUCCAGUGUGCUACCAUUCAGCUCGACUACCAGGCUCCUAUCAACUUCAAGCUGGAGUACAUGACGAACGAGCACAGCCAAUCGGCGCAAAGUCAGGCCAAGGAGGGCGAGGCCAAGGGUGACGGGCCCGGUCCUGGUCGUGAGCGUCCUGUGGUCAUUCACCGUGCCAUUAUCGGCAGUUUCGAGCGAUUCCUGGGUAUCUUGAUUGAACACUUUGGUGGCAAGUGGCCGUUCUGGCUCAGUCCGCGCCAGAUUCUUAUUGUCCCUGUCAUGCCCGCUGUGAACGACUACGUUGAGGAAUUGCAGCAGUUGUUGCGUGGAGACAAGCUCAACGUCGAUAUCGAUAUUAGUGGAAACACUAUGCAGAAGAAGAUUCGCACCGGUCAGCUGGCUCAGUACAACUUCAUCUUUGUUGUUGGUGCAUCUGAGAAGGAAUCCCGCACUGUUAACAUCCGCAACCGCGAUGACCCAGCCACUCAGAAACAGGGAGUCAUGGUCUCCCUUGAGGAUGUGCGCCCCAAGCUCAAGGCUCUACGCAAGGAGCGUCGCCUGGAGAAUGCUUUGUAG